ACUGGAUCCCUCGAGCCUUUCCUCUUCCACAACUGUUAGAAACUAGACAGCAACUUGAAGGAAAAGCAUGCAUCUCUUGCUGCUUCAGCUGCUGGUGAUCUUAGGUCUAGGAGAGUCCUGGCCACAAAUGCAGCAAGGCAGGGACAGGAGAACCCAGCAUCCCUCUUAUGCCCAGGAUGAUCAGAGCCUGGGAGCACUAUCUACAGGUGCUGAGGAGGGUGCCCAGGAAAAGCCAGACUUGUUUGUAGCCAUACCUCACCAGAUAGUUCCUGAGCUACCAGAAGCUCCCAGAGAGCAAAGAGAGAUGUUAUUCAGGUUUAUGUAUACCUCUGAGAAACAGAAGCCAGAAAGGCAGAUGGAAGUAAGGGAUCCUGCUAGGGAGGCGUUCAAACCUAGAACCCCAGCAGAUGCUGAACCUGAUGGCAAGGAAAACGAGAAAACUCCUCUCCAGGAAGAAGCACAGAAAUUCUGGCACUACUUCUUGUUUAGAAAAAGUUCUGCUUCACAGGAAGUCAUCUUGCCCAUCAAAAGCAAUGAAGUACACCAGGAAACCUGUAGGACAGUUCCUUUCUCCCAGACAAUAAUACACGAUGACUGUGAAAAAGUUGUGGUUCAAAACAACCUCUGCUUUGGGAAAUGUAGAUCCCUUCGUCUUUCUGAGGCUUCAGCUCAUCAUCAUGCCUUCUGCUCGCACUGUUCACCUACCAAGUUCACAACAAAAGAAUUACUGCUGAACUGUACUGGACCCAACCCUGUAGUCAAGGUGGUGAUGAUUGUGGAGGAAUGCCAGUGUAAGAUCAAGCAAGGUCAUGACAAAGAACAUCUCCAUUCUGACACUUUUGCAGAGACACACAGACAGAAUUAAUCUGCUGAAAACCUAGUUUGCAGAUUUGGGGCCAACACUCUUCCCAGAAGCCAAGAACGUAACAACAGUAAACAAAUUGGUCUUUAAUGGCAGACUGCCUGUAACAAUGGGGAGAAACUCAAUUAUAUUUGCCCUUUGUGAGUUGACUGAGUAUUUUCAAGGAGACAAGGAACCCCUUUGGCUGGUCUCUAGUCCAGGGACCCUCUUCCCAUAGUAAGUUCUCAAUGUCUCCCUUUGAAGAGACUCAGAUGGGCUUCAUAUCUCAAAUGAUGUGAUCUUUAAUGAUAUGCAGCCCAUAUAUAGUUCCUUUUGUGCUGAAAGUUAUUAUAUAUAUAAAUAUAUAUUUUGUAUCUUCCUAUCUGUUUAAGUUCUUAAACUGGGUCCUCAGACCAUAAAUUUCAAAGGGAAUGUGAACUUCGAUAGAGAAAAUGAGUUUAUUUUCACUAACUUUUGACUUCCUUUGUAAUCCUCGAUGUUUUAAUUAUUUGUUAAAGAAUAUGAUUCCAAAGUCUAAAUCAUUAGACUUUGUCAGACUGCCAAAAGGGUCUGUGACAAAAGAAGGUUGAGAACCCUUGGUUUGCAUGAUGUUCCUGCUAAUAUAUUGUAAGCUCUUUGAGAGCUAAGACUAUGUGUUGUUUUUUAAUCUUUGUAUCUCUGAUGCCUUGAACAUUGCCUAUUAUACAGUAGACAUUUAAUAAAUUCUUUUAAAUGUAAUUAAAUUUCAAAAUAACUCUUCAGAGUUUGUAGAUGAAAAAAGAUCUACCACCAGUAGCAACCAAAUGUGCAUAGGUAAAUAAAGAUGAAAUGAAAGUAAGUUUUUGUUUUCAUUAGU
Messenger RNA from Monodelphis domestica (gray short-tailed opossum), 1697 nucleotides. RefSeq names its product cerberus 1, DAN family BMP antagonist (gene CER1). NCBI's taxonomy places the organism in Eukaryota, Metazoa, Chordata, Mammalia, Didelphimorphia, Didelphidae. The record is from RefSeq and is a predicted model, not a curated record.